CUAGUACUCCUAGUGCCGACUGCCGGAUGAAUAUCACAAAAGUUGCGCAGUUAGUGCUGAUUUUAGUACGUCUGUUGAAAUUUGAGUGAGGAGCGAUCGACGAGGUCUAUAUCUUAUUUAUCAUUAUUAUUGAUCGUUUAAGAAGAGUAAUUGCAAAACACUGUAGAAAUGAAGACAUCGUUGGACCCAAUAUACGUGCAGGAAUUUCUAUUUAAACAGUCAAGUACAUCUCAAGUAUUUGACUUGAAGACUCCUGCAUAUAUUCCUGCCGCUUGCAAUCUUCUUGUGGCUGACAAGAAACGAGGACUACUUUACAUAGGACAUGAUGAUAAAAUUACCGUCUUAAAGCCAGUGGAGGAGAACAGUGCAGAGUGGAAGAUAGAACUUCAGUUGCCAGGCGUUAUAUCAAAGAUUGCAAUUAAUUGUGAUUAUAAUUAUAUCGCUAUAGGCAUAGCAUUGAAGCCUACAGUAUUGAUAUAUGAUGCCCAUUCACUAGCUAGAAAUAGUCUCAACCUGUUACUUGAAAUAACACCAACGAACAAGCUAGAUAGCUACAUAACGGACAUACGAUGGAAUCCUACCGUACCUGUGAUGUUUUGCAUCGUUACUAGUGACUGCGUCAUUGGUAGCUUUCAAUUGAAAAUAGAUGAAGAGAUAAGAGAAAAUUUUGUACCAAAAGUAUCUGUACUUUCCAAAGUGUCAAACGAGCCACAGGCUCUGUGCGCAGUCUGGAGUCCCAAAGGCAAGCAAAUAGCAGUGGGUUGCAAGAAUGGAGAUAUCGUACAACUGAAGCCAGACACUUUGAAGGUCGCUAGAACUAUUGCGGGCCCUUCACCAUCCAUCGGAGAGGUGAUUAACAUCCUAUGGCUCAGCAAUUAUCAAUUUUGUGCCGCAUAUCUGAACAAUGAGCGGCAUAUAAACGUUCUCAUCGUUGACGCACCGAAAGGGGAGGCAAAUGCUAUCUUUACAUGCUAUGAAGACAUUACAUACGGUUUUCCCGACGCCGAGGGAGAGGACAGCAUUCCACGUUAUUAUUUCGAGCACGUGCCAGAAUGGGGACUCAUUAUAGCGGGCAGUAGCACCAGCAGCGAAAUAGCUGUGCUAGGCACUACAGAUGGCGGCGCGAAUUGGAAUCAGUGGCAAUUAAUCGACAGCGGCAGGGCCCAAUUGCCGCUGAUGAGAACCACGGAAAUUUAUCCCUUGGGCCUAGCUGUGGACAAGUCGCCGACCAACAAAUUGCCGUGGGGCACGGAGUCCAUGUUGCCGCAUCCAGUUCCCAUUUUGCAUAUUCUUGGAACGUCCGGGAAAUUGUGCAGCUUUCACAUGGUCAAUCUGGCACCCAACUGUCCUGCCAUCAAUGUCCCGCCCACGGAAAUUGUCACGCCUCCAGCACCGUUACAGCCUAAUGCUUUGCCCGCAGAAAUAUCGUUUAGUAUAAAUGCCGCGGCGACCAGCACGCCGCAACGUCCGAAGCAGCCGGAGAUAACGUUGGAACGAUCAAAGCCUGCUCCGAUGACGAAUAUAUUUGGCGACUCUUUGAAAGCAGCGGGAUUCUUUCAACCACCUAUGGAACAACCAGCAGAACAGCCGAAACCGCAAGAAGAAAAACCUGCGCCGCAGACGGUUGCAAAACCGAUUAUACCUAAAGAGCCAAUACUGUCGGAACCUAUAAAGGUUCCGGAAAUCAAAUCAGUUGUAGAUAAGGAAGUAAGUUCGCCGCAAGUGGCAGAACAGAAAGCUUGUAUAGAUGAUAGCUUACGGAUGCAAGCUUACAUGCAGGAGCAGGCGUUGUUCGAGAAAGAGCUGCGAAAUAGACUGGAACCGCAGGUGUGGGAGUGCGGUACGGACGCGGAAAAGAAACAGCUUGGGGAGAUGUCCGUCUAUAUAGAACAGUUCUUGAGAGAUUUAAAGGACACGACGAACAGCCUGUCCAGUGAUAUAGCGUACUUAAAAGCUCUGUUGCUCCAGUCAUUCGCAUGGGUUGAAGAAACCAAAUCGAAGAACGCAGCCAGUGUUGAUAUCACCACCAGAAAUUACAGCGAAAAUAGCAAAAUUGCGGAUCUGCAACGAUGGUACUAUUACACGCAAACGCAGCUGAAUCAAGUCAAUAAGAUCUUGGAUCUGGAAUGGUCGGAGCACAAAGCGCAGGUAAAAUCGAAGAUGAAAAUUCCCAGCUUGGAGUAUGUGUAUCAGAAUCUUCUGAUGCAUAGCAAGAUCAUCACGAAGGAAAAAGAGAAACUCGAGCAGCUUGCGCGGCGAUGGAAGUCUCUCAAUCGCUCAUUGGUGGCUGACGGCAUGUCCAACCUUAAUCGCUCGAUGACGAGUCUGCACGUGAGUUCGCCGAAAUCGUCAGCGUCGGUCAUUCGGGGGAAGACCGAUGUUAUAGACGCCCGCUGCAAAACCAUCGCCUCGAAGACUCUGAGUUUCACACAUGAAAAGCAGAUCAAGUUGAGGACAUUGCUCACCGAAUCAUCUCCGAAAAUUAUCAAGCCGGUCAAUCCGUCACCGAUUCAGGAUCGUCUAAAGGCCACGCUGUCUUCUUUAGCGUCUCAUAGUCCUGUGAUCAAUGAGGCUAAGACCAAAACCGAGCCGUCGAUUGUUAAGCAGAAUAUCACUGUCAAGCAGCCGGUCGAGAAGCAGACCAAAACGCAAAGUCCUCUCGCUUCAUUGAACAGUAUCGUUGCGAGAAUCGGUUCGUCCGACACGAACGGCGCCGUCACGCAGAACAAGAUCCAACAGAAGGUACCAACGACCGUUUCUUUCUCCAGUACGAUUUCUACGAAGCAAGCGGACAAGAAGCCUGCCACACCAGCAGUUCUCGCAGUGUCCCAAUCUAAACCGAAGCAGGAGCUCAACGUUAAUUUCCCGGCGUCUAUCACAUUUGGAACGUCGACGCCGAAAUCUCAAGAUAUUCUCUUUUCGAAAUCUCUCCUUACAGAUCCAACUGCCAGGAACAAUAAGGAAUCAGUGAGCAGCGAUAACGUCCCUAAAACCCCGGAGUCUGCUUUAUUCUCGACCGGACUGUUAAAGGACGUGUUGUCAACAGAAUAUCCGUUAACAGAGACCUCUCGUAUGGGAAUCCCACGUAAUCUUUCAUCACUCUCGGCGGCGCCAGCUGUAAAAACGGACGCUGCUGUCACGUUCAGUUUCGCUACACCUAGUACGGCCCCGCCUGUUGCGAAAAGUUCAUCCCCCGGUAUUCCGCUCGACAUGAUGUCCUUCGCUUACUCGAAAUCCAUACUCCAUACUCCUACCGUAGAACCCACGAUAACAGUUCAAACAGUACCGAUGCAGACGCCGAUAGAACUCUCGGCUUUAUCCUUGGGAUCACCCAGCACGUUAACUCUUCAUCAGGCCGAUUACUCGAGCAGCAGCGCGGACGGAAAGGUAAAUGCGAUUCCGACUUCCAUUAGCUUCGCUGCAGCUGCACCGGUCAUUACAACACAGGCUCUCGCGGCGACUGCCAUUACAUCCGUUAUGACUCUUGGUGGAGUUACCAUUAGCGUUGUAGAUGCGAACGCAGCUCGCAAGUCCAUGACGGAGAUACCAGCCACCAGUUCAGUCGUCAUCGAGAAAGUCACUACGCCUGAAGUAAAAGCAUCCACCUUUGGUACUGUAACUGCUCAGGCUCCGAUUUCGUUAGCCGCGGCACCAAUAUUCGGCGGCCAGACCGUCAUAAAGGAUGCAACGACAGUGCCAGAGACGAUCACACUGCCCGCAACGACUACUUUCGGCGCAGUUCCUUUCCCGUCGAUUACAUCUACUUUUGGAACGUCAACCUUAGCGGCGCCGACCACUGCGUCGGUAUUCAGUGGAUUCACAAACACGUCGAUCGGCGUUACCACCAGCUCUUCGACGAUGCCUGCGAGCAGCACCGUGUCCCCUUUCCAGACUUCCCUGAGUAAACCGACGUUCGGCGAAACCACCGCCGCCAGUAUGUCAGCCACGAGUUUCGGGAUCAGCUCUGGUAACACCUCCGCGGGCACAAUCUCGUUCGGCAUGCCUGCGGCGACGACGACGACAGUAACCUCCAUCACGCCGGCGUUCGGUAAGAGCCCGAUAGCGUCUCCGGUGUCGAACGCGCAAUUCCCGGGUGUGCAGCCGCCCGCGUCGUCGGCGAAUGUCUUUGGAAAGCCGAUAAUCAGUCCCGCAUCGUCACCGUUCGGCAACACCUCAAGUUCCGUAUUCUCCAAUACGCCCGCUACCUCUACGAACACCUCUAUAUUCGGAGGCAACAGUAUGAAUUCUAUCUUCGGGUCGACUUCCCCGAGCGGAAAUAUCUUCGGGGGUAACACAACGGGAUUUGGUACGGCCUCAUCGGGAUCUAUAUUCGAUACCAACGCCCCGAAACCCGGUAUCGUGUUUGGUGGAGCAACAAAUACACCCGCUUCUCCGUUUGGUGGUGCAGCGAGCAACACGUCGCCGGCGGCAGUUAGUGGUUCCCCUGCAGGCGUAAAUGUCUUCAGAUCUACUGUGCCUAACACGUCUCCUAUACAGCAACCUGUACUCAACAGCCAACCCGCUUUCGGACAAGCUCCCGCUUUUGGCGCCAAGCCAGUGUUCGGAUCGUCACCCAUCUUCGGGGGAGCGAAACCUGUUUUUGGAGGUGCUGGUUUUGGUUCACCCCCUACGUUUGAAUCUCCUGGCAUGGGAUUUGGAAGUCCAUCUGCCAUGCAAGCUGGAUCUACAAUGGAAAAUAUGCCAAAAGUGUUUGGAGAAGUGGCAGGCAGCAGUACGUUCGAAUCUUUAGCCAAUCAGUCAGGUGGUCUCAGUUUCGGUAGCUUAGCCCAGAAGAAUUCAGAACCAGAGAAACCAACGUUCACUGCCAGCAGUUCGUUCUCCAGUUGGAGAUGAAUAGAAUAUGGUUGCGGCAGAUUUACCUUCAAGACCUGUCAUACGUCAUGUCUAGCAGAUUAUGAAAUUUCUAUUGAAUAAGGAGUAAGUUAUCAAAUUACAAUCGUGUACAUAUUGUUUUACAAUCGAAAAGAUGUACUUUUUAUGAAAAGGAGCUCACAUUCUAUCAUGUCUUAUACCUUGUAAUAAAUGAGAGAACAGAUCUAAGUUUCACAAUAAAACAUUUCCAUUUUCAAAUCAAGAAAAAACGAUUGAUAAAUAUUUUGAACCUGAAUGCAAGUUGUAAUGUAGCGCGCCAGUUCUCACAUUAAACAUGAAUGAACAUUGAA
Wasmannia auropunctata (little fire ant) is the source of this 5183-nucleotide messenger RNA. It is a transcript of the gene Nup214, whose product is annotated as nuclear pore complex protein Nup214. The record is from RefSeq and is a predicted model, not a curated record. NCBI's taxonomy places the organism in Eukaryota, Metazoa, Arthropoda, Insecta, Hymenoptera, Formicidae. Gene Ontology annotation, molecular function: structural constituent of nuclear pore; protein binding. Bases 169 to 4854 code for a protein of 1561 amino acids. Gene Ontology annotation, cellular component: nuclear pore. Gene Ontology annotation, biological process: protein import into nucleus; RNA export from nucleus. The transcript is spliced from 5 exons.